AUGGCCCAGACACUACCGAAAAACGUCCAUGUGUCCCGCCAUCCGUGUCUACAGGUGAAGCUCUCCCAGCUUCGAUCAGGCAAGGCAUCAAGCCGUGAAACCAACGACCUAGUCCACGAGAUAGCCACGAUAAUAGGCUGUGAGGCCUUUGCAGAAAACAUCUCCGUGGCCCCCGGCGAGAAGAACACCACCCCCCUCGGAUACGAAUAUACCACUAGCUUCAUAACGCCAGACAAGAUCGCCCUGGUUCCUAUACUGCGAUCAGGCCUGGGCAUGGUCAACGUGCACCAUCUCGGCCUGUUCCGCGAACCCACCACCCUCGAACCAGUAGAAUAUUACAACAACCUCCCCUUCCAGCCGAACUCGACGGGCGUCAACUCCGCCGCAGCCAAGCUAGCAAUCAUCAUCGACCCCGUGGUCGCGACGGGCAGCACUGCCUCAGCGGCCAUCCAGACGCUGCGUGAGUGGGGGGUGGAACGGAUCUUGUUCCUGUGUAUCUUGGGUAGUCAUGCCGGUCUUAUCAAGGCGGCUGGGGAGUGGGAGGAAGGCGUGCAGGUCUGGACGGGGGCCGUGGACGAGCAGGUUGACAUGAAGGGAAUGAUCCAGCCUGGUCUGGGGGAUAUUGGGGAUAGGCUUUUCUCGGCCGGCGGUAGGACGUCGGUGAGUUAG
Messenger RNA from Trichophyton verrucosum HKI 0517, 669 nucleotides. RefSeq lists its product as uncharacterized. NCBI's taxonomy places the organism in Eukaryota, Fungi, Ascomycota, Eurotiomycetes, Onygenales, Arthrodermataceae. The transcript has 3 exons. Bases 1 to 669 code for a protein of 222 amino acids. The record is from RefSeq and is a predicted model, not a curated record.